This is a messenger RNA of Cynara cardunculus var. scolymus (artichoke), 498 nucleotides long. Its product is annotated as MDIS1-interacting receptor like kinase 2-like. The coding region runs from base 1 to 498 and encodes 165 amino acids. Lineage: Eukaryota; Viridiplantae; Streptophyta; Magnoliopsida; Asterales; Asteraceae. Gene Ontology annotation, molecular function: protein binding. The transcript has a single exon. The record is from RefSeq and is a predicted model, not a curated record.
AUGAUGAUGAAGAAGGCCUUCUUUCCAUCAACCAUUCUCUUACUUACACUUUUCUCUACUCUAUCUCAUGAUGCUUUGGGUUCUGUUGAUGCUCUCCUAAGAUGGAAAGCAAGCCUUCGUAGCCAUAACACCACCAUCCUACUUCCUUCAUGGACAGAUCAAAGCACCAUGUCUGGAUGCAGCUGGUAUGGGGUUUCAUGCGACGCCCAUGGCAGCAUACGUAGAUUGAACCUUUCUUCUUCUGGUUUAAUCGGUACUCUUGAUCGAUUCUCCUUUUCGUCGUUUCCCAAUCUUACCCAUUUCGAACUUAGUUUAAACUACUUUUCUGGGAUCAUCCCAUCUGAAAUCAGUUACCUGUCAAAUCUUGUGUAUCUUGAUUUUUCUUCUAAUCAAUUCUCCGGAACAAUCCCACCAGAAAUUGGACACUUAAGAAAACUUGACACCCUCCACCUGUUUGAUAAUCGGUUUAUCAGUGGUUCGAUCCCAGAAGCUAUAUGA